Alosa sapidissima (American shad) is the source of this 2164-nucleotide messenger RNA. RefSeq names its product WT1 transcription factor a (gene wt1a). Gene Ontology annotation, biological process: regulation of transcription by RNA polymerase II. NCBI's taxonomy places the organism in Eukaryota, Metazoa, Chordata, Actinopteri, Clupeiformes, Clupeidae. Gene Ontology annotation, molecular function: RNA polymerase II cis-regulatory region sequence-specific DNA binding; DNA-binding transcription factor activity, RNA polymerase II-specific. The record is from RefSeq and is a predicted model, not a curated record. The coding region runs from base 1 to 1326 and encodes 441 amino acids. The transcript is spliced from 9 exons. Gene Ontology annotation, cellular component: nucleus.
AUGGCCACCAUGGGAUCAGACGUGCGUGACCUCAACACCCUGCUGCCUCCUCCGCCGCCGCCUCCCAUGCCUGCUCUGUCCUCGGCCAACGGGACCACCUGUGCCCCCUUACCGGUCAGCAGCACCCCUCAAUGGGCCCCGGUGCUAGACUUCCACCCGGCGGCCGGAGGCCCCUACAGCUCCCUGCCCUCGCACUCCUUCAUCAAGGAGGAGCCCAGCUGGAGUGCGGCGGCCGACCCGCAUGAGGACCCCUACUGCGGGAUCAGCGCCUUCACCGUUCACUUUUCGGGACAGUUCACCGGCACUGGGGCCUGCCGCUACGGAGCCUUCGGGGCCCCGCCGCCGCCGCCCACACAGCCCACGGCCACUCAGCCCAGGAUGUUCAGCAACACGCCCUACCUGUCCAACUGCAUGGAUGCCCAGCCUGCCUCCAGGAAUCAGGGGCUGAUUGAGAUGACUGUUCCCCACACAGGUUAUGCGUUCGAUGGAGCCACCAACUACGGACACACUCCAACACACCACCCAUCACAGUUUGCCAACCACACCUUCAAGCAUGAGGACUCCAUUGCACAGCCAACCAACAUGGGUGAACAGCAGUAUCCUGUUCCUCCCCCAGUGUAUGGUUGUCACACACCUUCAGACAGUUGUGGGGGCAGUCAAGCACUGCUCUUGAGGAACCCUUACAACAGCAGCGAUAAUUUAUACCAAAUGGCAUCUCAGCUGGAAUGCAUGGGAUGGAACCCUGUUAACACGCUGGCUUCUACCAUUAAGAGCCACGCAGCGGGUUACGAGAGCGACCCGAGCACGCCCAUGGUGUACAGCUGCAGCACGCAGUACCGCUUCCACACGCACGGCGUCUUCCGAGGCCUCCAGGAUGUCCGCAGAGUGCCUGGCAUCACCCCGGCCAUUGUACGCUCAUCAGAGACCAACGAGAAGAGGCCAUUCAUGUGCGCCUACCCCGGCUGUAACAAGCGCUACUUCAAACUCUCCCACCUUCAGAUGCACAGCCGCAAGCACACAGGCGAAAAACCCUACCAGUGUGACUUCACAGACUGCGGAAGGAGGUUCUCCAGGUCAGACCAGCUGAAGAGACACCAGCGAAGGCACACAGGAGUUAAACCGUUCCAGUGCGAGACGUGUCAGAGAAAGUUUUCACGGUCUGACCAUCUUAAGACCCACACCCGGACUCAUACAGGUAAAACAAGUGAGAAACCUUUCAACUGUAGGUGGCCCAAUUGCCAGAAGAAAUUUGCCCGGUCUGACGAGCUCGUCCGGCACCACAAUAUGCAUCAGAGGAACCUGACCAAACUGCAGCUGGCCAUCUGAGGCUCGCCUCUGAGCUAAUGCCUGCUGCAAGCUCCAGUCGAGCUGCCCACAGACCUGGCAAGACAGGGCCUCUAUCUCCACAGGACCAAAGCAGGAGAGUCAGCCAGCAGCCCCUCACCUGCAUGUAUAGCGCCCCCUGGAGCUCAUGAGCAAGCUCAGAAGCUUCUAGCACUAUAGCGUCAGACAAGAGGGCGGCCAUUUUGAAAAUGAGGAAACUCCAUUAGCAUCUUUGAGUUGUUGUUACUCUUUAGAUGUGAAUUUUCAUUUUCAGUGUAAUUUAUUAUUAUUUUUUUAUCAACAAAAGUUUUUAGAAGGAAUUUCUCGCUCUAUUUUAGUUGUCAGGCGUGUUAUUUUUCAAGGCUCCAUUUGUUGUCACUCAGAUUUGAAAAGUUCACAGUACAGCUCUUAUUUGUGUUAGAACCAUAAGACUUUCUUUACUGAAGCUCUUCUCUGGUGUUUGUAAAUAUGCUCUGAUAUUAAAUUAUGAUUUGGUCGCACUGGCUUUGUGAUCCAAUGGCUGUGAUAUCUGAAGUUGUACAUAAUAGUGGCGUUUCACAGAUUAAGGGGAAAACAGACAUGUGAUUAUUGGAAAUAUGAUUCUAAUACUUGUAAAAAGUAUUUUGAAGGGUCCAGGAAAUACCGUAAAAGGUAUAUUUCAUAACUGUAUAAUUUAAGCAUUCUUGUUAUUAUGGUCAUUCAUAUUUUGUCUUUGGGAAGCACAUAUCAGUGCUGCCUUUUUUAUUAUUACAACCUUCCUUUUUUGCUUUUAAGGUAUAUGACAACCGUGUUAUUGGUUUCCCUCCACUGAGCUUUGAAUUAAAGACUUGUUGAAGUUGAA